Molecule: messenger RNA, 620 nt
Organism: Emiliania huxleyi CCMP1516
Lineage: Eukaryota; Haptophyta; Isochrysidales; Noelaerhabdaceae
Exons: 3
Coding region: 216-620 (134 amino acids)
Source: RefSeq, a predicted model, not a curated record
CAACUUUAGUCGGCCUCAGUGGCGCGUGUUCUCACCAGAACAGUGCCUCCGCGGCGCUGCGGCGGCGCCCGAAAGGCCGAUCCGACCCGGCAGCCCCCCGGAGCGUGCAUCCAAGCGUCCGCCACCGCCGGCUCAGCCCCGGCUCGACAUGACUCUGGCCCGCGCGGGGUCGCCGACGGCGCCGAGUCGGCGCCAGAGGCACGCCCGGCGGUCGGAUGGUCGCCUCGAGCGCCGAGCGGCUGCCGCCACGGUCACUUACGCUCGAGUUGCGCCAGGUGCGCCUCUCGGUGGCUCGGCGUGGCCGCACCGCUCGCACGACCGACGUUCUUCCUCCUCUGCGGCCUCGCUCGGGCCCGCUCGUCGACACGCGCAACCAGCAGACGCCCGUGUCGGAGUUUCUGUGCCGGCUUGGAGCUUCCGUCGCUGAUGGGGGCACGCCUGGCCCGGCACUCUCGCACACCAUGGAGCGCGGCACCGCGCGCGCUCACGCCGCCCACCUUUGCUGCCUGCGCAGGCUCUAUCCCGGCGGCCCCACUCAGAGCACCUCACGGCUGCGCGGCGUCCGCACCACCGCGACCGCCGCUUGCGCCUCACACUAUCCGAUCACGUCCGGGGCUUAG